UUCAGCCCCUCACUGGUCUGAGUUUGGUCGUGGGCCAAGGGAAGCCAAGCUGAGGCCAUGGGAAGCUGCUCCUGCUCUUGCCAGUUUGUGCUUGCUGUUUGGAGCAGGGGAAGCUGUGGGAUGGGUGAAGGAUUUGGGAUGGGUGAUGAGUUUAGAACCCGAAGUCAUUGUGUAGUUACAGGACAUCUACCUGAGGACUGCUGAACCUCAGGGCUUAAGGCAAUGGGUUGAUACAGAUUUCUGUUCCAUCUCCUCCUCUACUGUUAAAAAGAGGAUUUUUGUGCUGUUUUUAGGCGAUUCUGUCUGACAUUAGUGCUUUCUUGUGGUAGUGAGAAGGUUGAGCUUUUAUCUUGCUCUCCCUGACAGCUUGGGUACUGGUGUUAGUUUUCCUUUGUGCUGUGUUGACAGGAAAGGGAAACCUCCCUGCCAAAUGCCAGAGAUGCUUUGAACACAGUCCUCUCCCUUAAAGGCGAAACCUUUGAGUGUUCACCCGAUGGUGGUGAUGAUGGAGAGCAAUAAAAGUGUCCAGAGAGUACAUUUAACACCUCUGUCCCUUGUACUGGUGAGCGCUUGGAGUGUUCUCCGAGUUGAGGAGAUUUGCAAAGAAUAAAAUGCUUCUAGGAAAGCAGAGGUGCCGGAUGUGCAGUUCAUGCUAGGAGCAAUCUUCCCCAGUGCUGACUACAGCUAUCUUUGUCUCUCCCUGCAGAGGGACCUGAUUGCUGUAAUUACACAUCCCAGCAUGAGGGCCUCGCUGUCUGGUACUUGCAAUGUGUGGCCUUUAGGAUCUUCUCUUACUACACCACAGCAAUCUUUUAUUAACUCCUUAUCUAUGGGAUGUGCUAACCACUGCCCUUGAGCAGUAACCCCCAACCAUGAUAUUAUUUGUGCACUCCAGAGGAAAAUGUUUACAAGAUAGACUUCACCAGGUUCAAAAUCCGGGACAUGGAAUCUGGCACAGUCUUGUUUGAAAUCACCAAACCAGCAGCUUCAGAACGUGAACACAAUGACAGGAAGGACAUUGAUCCCAAUGCUGGACGGUUCGUUCGCUAUCAGUUUACUCCAGCUUUUCUCAGACUUCGGCAAGUGGGAGCCACGGUGGAGUUCACAGUAGGAGACAAACCCAUUAAUAACUUCCGCAUGAUUGAGAGGCACUACUUCCGGGAUCAGUUGCUUAAGAGCUUUGAUUUUGAAUUUGGGUUCUGCAUCCCCAGCAGUAAAAAUACUUGUGAGCACAUCUAUGAGUUCCCACAGCUCUCCGAGGAUCUCAUUCGAGAGAUGAUCCUGCAUCCGUAUGAGACACAGUCGGACAGUUUCUACUUUGUAGACAACAAGCUUGUGAUGCACAACAAGGCAGAUUAUUCAUACAGUGGAGGACCUUGAGCACAGGAUGGGCAGCCAACCCACGCUGGCCUUCCCCUUCCUAUCGAAGCCGUCAGGGAUAGCAACACCUCCAGUUCCGUUGCCUACAACGUCAGCUGGACAAGGAUCCACAACCCAAGGACUCUUUGCCACAGUAGGAGUUUCAUGACUAAAUUUGCCAGUCUCAUCGUUUUUGAGCUUUGAAGCAGACCCAGUUCUUCAGAACUUUAAGCGGUUCUAAAUGGUCUUUGGAUACCACUUCCCUAAGUUCUUUCAGUGUCUGCUCUGCAAAUGGCCUUGUGGGACCUGAGGGAUUUUGCCCUAAUUCUGUGGAUUUGUGUUCUUGCCCUCAAAUAUCUGUUAGGACUUGGUUGCUUUCAUAAAGAAUGUGAUCUGAGAAACCACCUGAGUGGAUGGAUGCAAAUGCAGAGUCCUGUUGAUUUGUUUCUCUGGGUCAAUUUCUCUUGUACACCCCAUUGAAAAUGUCAAGUGUAACAUCUUAUAAAAGCAGGUUUCACCUUUAGAUUAGUUCUCAAAAAUUGGUAUUUCAUCCUUUAGUUUUGGUCCUUCUAGUAAUAUUCUGUUUAAUGGCGGAGACACUGAAACUCCCAGUGAAGACUGAUAGUUCAGUGAUAGGGCUGUUUUAAAUCAGGUACUGUCCUUUUACAUUUCAGAUGAAGGCAAAAAUAGCCUUGAGGGUUUUUAACUUCCAUAAGCAUUUUCCACUAAUUUCAGUUUUUGCAAACUGAUUGCAGAAUAAUCAGGAAAAUUGGAAGGAUUUUAGCUUUAUUUAACAUUUUUACAUAGCUAACAUGCAGCCUAUUUGUGCUAUGUGUUUUCCACGUCUAUUUUCUUUCAUCUCUGCUCAAUACUAAGAUAAGGGCUUCAGCACUGCUUGUUAGAGCAAUGCUUUCAUUUGUCUAGGGCAGUUGGAGAGUGCUGGAAUUUCCAGUUUUCCAUUUGUAUCUGAAUUUGAAGAAUGUUAUGAGGGUGUUUUCCCUUUGUUAAAAAUGUUUUGCAUUGGGUAUUAAUACAGGUGAAACAGUAAGUCUAAUAAUGUCAGACUUACUGUCUUAACAUUAAGUCUAGUGUAACAGUAAGCUUAUAACGUAGGACUUUAUGCACAGCAAAAAUUGAGCAAGAGCUCUCUUUUCAAACUCUAAGAAGUUCAAGACCAUUUUUUCCCAAGUUUCUCAGCAUGUGCUUCUUAGAAAUGCAAAGAAGUAGCAGUAUCAAAGGAGUAAAUUAGUGUAUGCAAAGCAAAAGCUGAGAAGGCUGUGGGGGAUAGUCUGCUGUCAUGAAACCCUUACUCUAAAGUUCAGUUCACUGAUACUUUAAACCAAUAAAAGGCAGUUGCAGUUUGUAGAUAUUUCUAUAAAUACUUGAUGUCUCCAUGUCUAAUUCUGUGAGUUGAAGUGGAACAUUCUAUGUUAGCCUCAGAUAGGUGUGAUUGUAAUGAUUUUUAUAAAAUAUCAUUUCCAGUCGUGAUGAAACAUCUUUCUAGGCACAGCUGAGUGGAACUGCAAAUGGUUCCAGCUGUGGCUGUCUGCCUAAGAGCAGGGAGGGUUUCGUGCUCUAUCUGGGCUUGUGGUCACUAUUAAAUGUGUUACCAUUUGUAUUUGGCUUGGCUUUACUUCUGAGAGAAGAUUCAGUUUUCUAAAGGAAAAGCAGUGAGUUUAGGGUACAGCACAGUUUUUUUUUAAGAAUCAUAGCUAAGAAAGUACAUAAAGUUCACUAAUUUUACACAACUAGUAUCUUGUAAUUAGCACAGCAAGACUUGUAUUUAUCACUAGUUUUUGUUUCUAGUGUGUUAAAUCAUGCAUUAGCCUACAGCUUACCUGAGAGUAAAAGAAUUUUCUUGUUAUUUGUAUGAUGCUUUGAACUCCUGAUCAGUAAGUUUUAUAGCACAAUAAUUACUAAAGGUGAGAAUAGCUUGCAAAAGUCUAGGUCUUUCCCCCAGCCUGCUGGUUUUUUUUGCAUCAGAGCUGUUGAACUAUCUAUGUAUUUAAUGACAUUCUGCAAGUUUAAGUAUUUAUGAAUCUUGUUCCAACUCUUGAAGGAGAAAAGACAGCGAUUUGAAGACAAGGCAGCUCGUGUGUUUACAACUAGCACCCCGUACAAGUUUUUUUGGGGUAUCUUUCAACUCUCACCUGCUGUUUGUCAGAAUCAUUUCUGUGCAUAAGAUUUUCAAAGCUGUCUAGCAAUGGUGCUUGCCCCGGCUUGCCAGUCAUACGUUUGUUUUUUCAAAUGUAUCGAUGUUUUAAACAGAAAUAUAAAUCUUGGUAUAUUUGUGGUGAGAGCAGUUGUACUUUGGUGCAGAUUCUUGGGUUAUUGUACUGAGUAUCCUCUCUGUACAGCUGAUCUGAGAGAGUCAUCUUCUUUUUUAUGCUACCUCCUUUUAAGACUUUGGACUUCAAGACCAAAAGUAAUUUCAUGAAAGUAUUACUGUGAUCAACAGAAACCUGAGUGGUAGAUGUGCCCCUUUAAAAAUGAACCUAGAGUAAGUUACCGUGUUCCCAAUAGCGCAGUAUGCUGCUGAAUGGACUUCUUGACACUCUGCAUUUUGUGGUAGGUUUGAGGUUAAGAGGUUUAACUACCUGCUGCUGCUCUCCUGGAUUCUGCUGUUCUGAUAAUUCAGGUUCCAUAGGUAAUAAUUUCAGGCCAACAGAGAAUUCAGUGUGAAUCAGAUAGGAAAUAUUUUAUUGAGUGAGUUUGUUGUCUUCUAUUACUAGGAAUACUCUAAACCGGGAA
Messenger RNA from Pezoporus flaviventris, 4110 nucleotides. RefSeq names its product unc-119 lipid binding chaperone (gene UNC119). Bases 943 to 1380 code for a protein of 145 amino acids. The transcript has 5 exons. Gene Ontology annotation, cellular component: spindle pole; intercellular bridge; centrosome. NCBI's taxonomy places the organism in Eukaryota, Metazoa, Chordata, Aves, Psittaciformes, Psittacidae. The record is from RefSeq and is a predicted model, not a curated record. Gene Ontology annotation, biological process: positive regulation of protein tyrosine kinase activity; negative regulation of caveolin-mediated endocytosis; negative regulation of clathrin-dependent endocytosis. Gene Ontology annotation, molecular function: lipid binding.